CCCUUACCCUUGACCUUGCAAUUUAACCCAGCUGCUCUCAGCUCUGUGUAUUACGUCGAUUUCAUUCCUCUUGUAAAGGACUCGGAGCUCUUGUGGAUAUUUUGUAUAUUGGUUUUGUGGAAACAAGGUGGGGGUUAGUGACAGUGAAGGCGUGAAGGAGUGAAGGAGAAGAUGUCUUACGUGCACCCCCCAAGCGAUGUUUCAGCCGGUGAGAGUCACGGUGAGGGUGGCCACGGAGGUGGUCUUCUCGGGAAGCUGAAAGACAAGACCAAGAAGGCCACCUCGAAGAUUAAAACCAAGGUUGGCAGGAGGCACGAUGAUCCCACCGAUACUGAUCCUCAUUACGAUGAGGAGGAGUACGAAGAGUCUCCCCAUGCUAGCUCUCCAUUAACAACCCCAGGGAGUCAAGCGACUCCAUUUGACCAGAAAUCGUAUGAUUCCAAGCCCAGUGCAUUCGAUGCAUUCGAGCAUCCCGCACCUGCGUCUUCAUACACGAACACAGCUUCUUCCGCGACGUCGUUCCAACCUGAGCAGUCGCAGCCAUCGCCCCUGACCUCACACAACAAGGGGUCGAAGUCUCAGGAUGUCUCAGCUGGGAGCCCCUAUGACUCCAGCUACAACAAGGUUCCUGAAUCAGAUGCUGUGAUUCCCGAGGGUAUCCUGAAGACGAAGCCUGGAGGUUUCGAUACAGAGGGCGACUACCCUGCUGGCUCUAUGGGUGUUGAUGAGCCUAGUCCUUCCCCUUACGCCACAGGCUUAUCUGGGGCCAUUAAUGCAGGAACCCCUUACAGUUUUGGCGACAACAAGGUCAAUGAGUCGGAGACCAAGGUUCCUGAGGGAAUUGUAAAGCCCGUCGGUUCUACUACUCAAACAACUGACGAUAUGUACAGUAAACCAGAAGAGUCUGACAAGGUGAACGAUGGUGCUUACUAUAGUAAGUUUGGCGCUGAAGGUGCAUUGGGAAGGAGUCUGGGUGGCAAGGAUGACGAUGAACUCUCUGCCCGUGAAAGGAUGUCGAAGUCUGGCUACGAUGGUGAAGAUACAGGCUAUGGCACUUCAGCUUACGAUUCCGCGAAGGACACGAAGGACACAGUUUCGUCUGAGGUCGGCGAAGGAUAUGAAAAGGCUAAGGACAAGGUGGGCAUGAACCAACCAUCUUAUGAGUCCACCUCUGAUUAUCCUGACGUUCCCAGCAGCGCUACCGAAGCCACUUACCAGGCGAAGGAUCAUGUUCAGGAGAAGGCUCAUGACUUGAACAAUGCUACUGAUGCUAACCAGACCUACACCGAGAAGGCUACGAACACGGCGUAUGCUGCUAAGGACAAAGUGGCAGACACCUUGGGAUUGAACCAGCCUUCAACGGGUCCGACCUUCACAGAGAAGGCAAAGGAUACAUUGGGAUAUAACCAGCCAUCUACAGGUCCGACCUUUACAGAGAGGGCGAAGGAUACCUUGGGCAUGAAUCAGUCCUCGACGGGUCCUUCUGUGGUUGACCAAGCAAAGGGCUACCUCGGAGCUGCUGCUGACACCACUCGGGAUCAGGCCGCACGAGCAAAGGACGACGUGGCAUCCUACACCGGAGCAGCUACUGACACUUCCAAGGAUUACGCAGGUUCCGCCUCCGACACCACGAGGGGGAAUACUGGUUCAGCUGCUGACACUACUAGAGACACCUCUUACCAAGCUAAGGAUACUGUUCAGAGCAAGGCUGCCGAUGUGAACAACGCCACUGAUGAUAGUGAAACCUAUACCCAGAAGGCUGCCAACACAGCAUACGAUGUGAAGGAUAAGGCUGCCAAUGCUUUGGGACUAACCCAGCCUUCUACGGGUCCUUCUUUGUUGGACAAGGCGAAGGGGUAUCUGGGAGGAGCUGCUGAUACCACUAAGGACUACGCCGGAUCUGCUGCUGAUAACACUCGUGAAGGCUUAAACCAGCCAUCCGGCGGUUCUUUGACGGACACGAUUAAGGGAUACACGGGAUCUGCCGUUGACACAACGAAGGAUAACGCCCAGAGGGCCACUGACGCAACCAACGAUUACGCAGGAUCAGCUGCGGAGAAUACCCGGCAGGGAUUGAACCAGCCAUCGACAGGCCCAUCCAUGUUGGACAAGGCCAAGGGAUACUUGGGAGUGGCUGCUGACACCACCAUGGAUUCCACAGGCUCAGCUGUUGACACCAGCAAGGAAUACGCUGGAAAAGCUUACGACAACACUGCCCCAUACGGCCAAACUGCGAAGGGUAAGGUAGCAGAGAACACUGCUGUGGCGAGGGACGUGGCUUCAGAGAAUGCUGUUGCUGCUAAUGACAAUGCUGCUGAAGCUGCCCAAAGGGCUACUGAAGUUGCGAAGGACUAUGGCGCCAAGUCAUAUGAUGCAUCAGCUCAAUACGGCCAAGUUGCAAAGGAAAAAGUCACAGAGACUGCAGCCGUUGCGAAGGACAAGGCCGUCGAGGUUACCACCCCAAAGCCAGAGGACAAGGGACUGAGUGAAAAGAUCACUGAAGCGCUCAGCAACUUGCCAUUUCAAGCUAAGGAUACUGCUGCCGCUACAGCUCAAAAUGUUGCCCAGACCACCACAGACAAGGCUCAUGAGGAGGCUCACAAAGAUACAGUUCUUGGGCGAUUGACUGGGCUUCUCGGAUUUGGAUCAAAGCAGCCAGCAACUCAUGAUGUCAACCCUGCUAGCCAAGUAACUAAGGAUUAUACCUCACCUGCUGGCUCUGCUAGGGAUGAUACUCCUGCCGCAGCUCCUCAUGAUGUUCCAUCAUCUGGCCCAACUCAGUAAAUUGGACGAGAUUCGCCACACAAUUGUUUUGUAAAGCUUUCGUUUACUCUUUCUAUGUAGAGGUCUUGUAAUUCGGGGUUAUUGGAGGUUACGAAAUAUAAUAUGUAGUUGAUAUAUGUUUAAUAAUCUCACAGUCCUCUCACUAGAAUGCGGCAGCCUUUCGAAGUUUUCCGUCGUAAUUUUCUCAUUAUUUUCUCUGAGGAAUCUUGUUUCCUCGAGGGAAAGCUGUACAUGGUAUCAGUUUACUUUUAAUUCAAUGUUUUCAUCUUUUCAAAGGUCUAUUCUCAAAGUCA
This is a messenger RNA of Physcomitrium patens, 3077 nucleotides long. RefSeq lists its product as uncharacterized. The record is from RefSeq and is a predicted model, not a curated record. NCBI's taxonomy places the organism in Eukaryota, Viridiplantae, Streptophyta, Bryopsida, Funariales, Funariaceae.